Nicotiana attenuata is the source of this 2289-nucleotide messenger RNA. RefSeq names its product K(+) efflux antiporter 5. Bases 182 to 1948 code for a protein of 588 amino acids. The transcript is spliced from 19 exons. Gene Ontology annotation, molecular function: potassium:proton antiporter activity. Gene Ontology annotation, biological process: proton transmembrane transport; potassium ion transmembrane transport. Lineage: Eukaryota; Viridiplantae; Streptophyta; Magnoliopsida; Solanales; Solanaceae. The record is from RefSeq and is a predicted model, not a curated record. Gene Ontology annotation, cellular component: membrane.
CAGACCCACCGAGACUAUUCUCUAACUUCUUUUCAAUUUUUGCCUUCGAUCUAAGGAACUGAAAGUUGAAUAACAAACCCUUUUGCGUCUCCAUUUCCCCUUUCUUCUUCUUCUUCUUCUUCUUCUUCUUCCUCUCAAUCUCCUCCUAAUUUCUCUCUCUAUUUUCCGGCGAAGUGUGCAAAUGGAGAGGGUUUUGGUGAGAAGAGAGAAGCUUCGAGCCUGGAUAUUCCUCUUCCUGUCGGUUGCUUAUUGUGGCAGGAUGACGGCCUCAGCGGCUAGAUCUGAGAAGGAGAUUAGGGAAAGGUUUUACGGUAAUUUAGUUAAUUCUUCCGCUCCCGACUCUAACGACGGCACUAUUGCCAAAAUGUUUGAUCGCGUUCUCGAGAAAGAAUUUUCUGAGAACGAUCAACCUGAAGGUUCGGAUGGGAGCAGCUUUAACAGUACAGUGGCUGAUGAGAAAGGAGUGUUGGAGACUGUGGCCAAAAUUACCCAUGAGAAGAUCAAGAAGAAUGAGACACAACAGACAAAUGAUACUAGAUCAUUCAAAUUACAAGAUGUUUUUUCCCUUGAAAAUGAAGGUUCUGAUGAUGUAACUACAUUGAUUGACAAAAAGGACAAUGUGUUUGUCAUGUCAAAUAAGAAAUCAAAAUAUCCAGUGCUUCAAGUUGAUGUGAGACUUAUCUCAGACUUGGUGGUGGUUAUAGUCUCUGCUGCCAUUGGUGGAAUCAUCUUUUCUUGUUUAGGACAACCGGUUAUUGUUGGUUAUCUUCUUGCUGGCUCAUUAAUUGGACCAGGGGGUUUGAAGUUCAUCAGUGAAAUGGUACAGGUUGAGACCGUUGCUCAGUUUGGAGUUGUCUUCCUUCUAUUCGCUUUAGGUCUGGAGUUUUCCUUGACAAAGCUAAAAGUUGUCGGUCCUGUUGCUGUUCUAGGAGGGCUGCUUCAAAUUGUUAUCCUUAUGUUUCUGUGUGGCGCAACUGCAAUGUUAUGUGGUGCAAACUUGUCAGAGGGAGUGUUUGUUGGUUGCUUCCUGUCAAUGUCAUCAACAGCAGUGGUGGUGAAAUUUCUAGUUGAGAAAAACAGCAACAAUGCUCUUCAUGGUCAAGUGACGAUUGGAACACUGAUUUUUCAGGACUGCGCUGUUGGUUUAUUGUUUGCUUUGCUUCCUGUUCUUGGAGGUAACAGUGGGCUUUUGCAUGGAAUAAUCUCUAUGGGAAAACUGCUGCUCAUCUUGUCCAUGUACCUCAGUGUUGCAUCAAUUGUAACUUGGUCAUUUGUUCCCCGUUUUCUGAAGUUAAUGAUACGGUUAUCCUCUCAAACCAAUGAAUUGUAUCAGCUUGCGGUGGUGGCAUUCUGCUUAUUAUCUGCUUGGUGCAGUGAUAAGCUGGGACUCAGUCUUGAGCUGGGUUCAUUCGUAGCCGGGGUUAUGAUAUCCACAACAGACUUUGCACAACAUACCUUGGACCAGGUGGAACCAAUUCGUAAUCUCUUUGCAGCUCUCUUUCUCGCUAGUAUCGGAAUGCUGAUACAUGUACAGUUCCUAUGGACACAUGUGGAUAUCUUGCUAGCAUCAGUUAUCUUGGUUAUAGUUUUUAAGACUACUGUAGCCACCAUGAUUACAAAGGUUUUUGGAUAUAACAUUAGGACAUCAGUUAUUGUAAGUCAUCCAUCUAAACACUUGUUAGACAAAAAUUAUAUUGCCUUAUCUUUUAUGAGUUUGAAUGACUUUACAGGUUGGGCUUUUGCUUGCACAAAUUGGAGAAUUUGCAUUUGUGCUCUUGAGUCGUGCCUCAAACCUGCAUAUUGUUCAGGGAAAGAUGUAUCUUCUUCUGCUCGGAACAACUGCUCUAAGUCUUGUUACAACUCCAGUCUUGUUCAAGUUGAUACCUGCUAUCAUGCACCUGGGAGUUCUUAUGCACUGGUUUCCUGUGGAAAAUAUCGCGCCGGAUGAGGAGAAAGUUUCAAUGAUCGAAGCACACAAUAGAGUAUUGUAACAUUUGCUGUUAUCAUAUCCAGUAGUAUCAAAAGGAAUGGCUAGAUGGCAGAGAAUUGUAAAAUACCCAGUUUUGGCGGGCAGUAAAUUCGAUGUGCAUUACUCAGCCUGAACUCAUCAAGGAUGCAGAAGUUAUAUAAAGUCAAAUUUGUUUUGUACAUAAAUAUUCUUCUGCAUUCGGAUGCUGUACAUAUUCCCACUUUUUUGUCUCACAAAAUUGUAGCUUGAUCUGAAAAAACGAGAUAUACCUUGACAUUUGCAGGGAAUGCCAAAGAAAUUAUCUGCCGUCCAGUUUUCUA